AUGUCAGCUAACGAUUUCUACUCAUCAGGUAAUCAAGGUGAAUACACCCCACAAGGAGGUAACAACAACAGCAGCCAAGACAACCGUUCCGGAGGAAAUGGUGAACAACAAGACAGAGGGUUUCUCGGUGGUGUUACUGGAAGUGUUCUUGGAGGAAUUGCUGGAGAUAAAGCUGGAGGUCAAAACCAUGGUAAAUUAGGUACUGUAUUGGGAGUCAUUGGUGGUGCUAUUGGUGGAAGUAAAUUGCAAGAUGAAUAUAAGGAACACAAGGAUGAAAAGAAGCAUGGUGGAUCACAUGAAAGUUAUUCUGCUUCUCAUGAAAAUAGAUAUGAUAAUGCUUCUGGUGGCUCCAGCGGUGGAUUCUUUGGUGGUAGCGGUGGUGGUCGUAACGAAGGUGGAUACGGUGGCGGUCGUAAUGACGGCGGAUACGGUGGUGGAUAUGGCGGUGGUCGUAAUGAAGGUGGUGGAAACUUUGGCUAUGGUGGUGGUCGUGACGAAGGAUACGGCGGUGGACGUAACGAAGGUGGAUUUGGUGGUGGAUUUGGAGGUGGUCGUGAAGAGGGUCGUCAUCAUGGUGGUCAUGGUGGUCCAGGUGGUCACGGAGGUCCAGGUGGAUUCGGUGGAGGCCAAGGUGGAUACGGUGGAGGCCAAGGCGGUUAUGGAGACAGAAUGGAAGAAGGUCGUGGAGGUAGAGGUGGUUGGUAA
Messenger RNA from Lodderomyces orthopsilosis Co 90-125, 705 nucleotides. RefSeq names its product Rct1p (gene RCT1). The transcript has a single exon. The record is from RefSeq and is a predicted model, not a curated record. NCBI's taxonomy places the organism in Eukaryota, Fungi, Ascomycota, Pichiomycetes, Serinales, Debaryomycetaceae. Bases 1 to 705 code for a protein of 234 amino acids.